AUGGCCCAGUAUCCCGACCCGUGGGCGCCAUGGGUGACGGUGGAUCACGAGUACCUUGGCCCAAAGAGCUUCCAGGCCUCUCGCGGCACAUCUGUCCUGGAGGUGAAGCAGCUGGUGUAUGAGGAGACCGACCUGCCUGUCCCGGAGCAACGGCUGGUCCACAGGGGUAGAGUGGCGGAUGUAGAGAAUGCAGAGUAUGACGCCUGUGUGCAGCUGUAUCUACGGUCAGUAUGUUUCCUGGACUGGCCCUCGCUGCAACGGCUGUGA
Messenger RNA from Knipowitschia caucasica, 267 nucleotides. The record is from the annotation of a GenBank genome assembly. NCBI's taxonomy places the organism in Eukaryota, Metazoa, Chordata, Actinopteri, Gobiiformes, Gobiidae.